Messenger RNA from Eleginops maclovinus (Patagonian blennie), 1497 nucleotides. RefSeq names its product beaded filament structural protein 2, phakinin (gene bfsp2). The record is from RefSeq and is a predicted model, not a curated record. Gene Ontology annotation, biological process: intermediate filament organization. NCBI's taxonomy places the organism in Eukaryota, Metazoa, Chordata, Actinopteri, Perciformes, Eleginopidae. Gene Ontology annotation, molecular function: structural molecule activity. Gene Ontology annotation, cellular component: intermediate filament; cytoskeleton.
GGGGGGUUUUCCACCAUGCCUCUGCCUCGACGCCGCUCAUCUUUACUGGGAACCCCGGGCUGCGAGCGCCCUCCCACCUCCAGGGACGCCCACCCCCCCCCCCCUGGAGGACGGAUGGUCUCAGCCCCCCGCGGUGUCUUCGGUGCCCCCCCCCCUUGUCUGGGGGCCCGGGUGUCUCGGCGGGCGCUGGGUAUCAGCAGCGUGUUCCUGCAGGGCCUGCGGAGCAGCGCUGCACCGGUGCUGCCGCGGGCCGGAGGGCCCUGUGGGGGGGCCAGUCUGAACGGAUGCCUGAUGGAGUACAGGGAUAAGGUCCGGGCCCUUGAGGCCCUCAACAUGCAGCUGGAGGACGGAAUCCGCCUCGCUCUGGACCGCAAGGCCAGCAGCGCCGGAGCCUGGGGGGGGCUGAGGAGGGAGUGGGAGGACGUCUACAGACAGGUCAGUGAAGCGAUCCUGGACAACGCUCGGCUGAUGCUGCAGACAGAGAACGUGCAGGCCAACGCUGAGGACUUUAAGGAGAGGUUUGAGAGCGAGCAGCCGUUCAGAACCCUGGUCCAGGACGAGAUCAGUUCUCUGCACAAAGUGAUCCAGGAGGCCGGCCUCACCAGGGCGGAGCUUCAGGAGCAGAUGGAGGGCAUGAGGGCGGAACUACAGCACCUGGAGCAGGACCAUGAGCAGGAUGUCCGCAGUCUCUACGCUCAGAUGUCGGGACAUGAGCUGGACCAGCCCGACGCUCCUAUCCAAACCAGUCUGGACCAGAUCCUGACCCACAUCCGGAGCCACUGGGAGAGGCUGACGGAGAGGAACCGGGCCGAGACCGACAGCUACCUGGAUGGCAAGGAGGCGCAGUGUGUGAGCAGCAGACUGAGUCCUGAGGAGCAGCAGGUGGAGGCUCUGAAGGCCGAGUGCAGCGACACCUGCUGUAAGAUCCAGAACCUGCAGGCAGAGACCGAGUCCAUCAGAGCACUGAGGCGUGGUCUGCAGAGCUCCCUGUCGGACUCACAGCACUGGCAGCAGGUGGAGCAGCAGAACAGGGUCUCUGUGGUUCUGCAGCUGCAGGCGGAGCUGAGCGACCUGCAGGAGGAAAUCCAGCAGCAGCGCCGCGACUAUGACACGUUGCUAAGCAACAAGCAGCGCCUGGAGAGGGAGGUCGGACUGUACCAUGGCGUACUGGACGGGGAGGAGAGCCGCUUCACACCGGUUCCAGGUCUGCACUUAUUGCCUGAGGGAGACUCCAGGACCGACUCUGCAGGACCUCCAGGACCCUGAUCCAGAGGACAAGGACACCUGAACCCACUGUUAAACCCAAAGGAUUGUGGGAAACGGAGUUGACCUUUGACCUUUUCAGUGAUGCUGAAUCAUAUAUAUCUCUAUAUGUAAUAAUAAUAUUGUUAUUGAGGGUUUCUGAUGAAUAAACUGCUUUCGCUGAUAUUAAAGAAACGUUAAAGAUAUCAUCCUGCCGACUGAACAAUAAAAUGGAACCUUAUUAAUCAUUCACAA